Molecule: messenger RNA, 522 nt
Organism: Metschnikowia bicuspidata var. bicuspidata NRRL YB-4993
Lineage: Eukaryota; Fungi; Ascomycota; Pichiomycetes; Serinales; Metschnikowiaceae
Product: mitochondrial 54S ribosomal protein uL13m
Exons: 1
Coding region: 1-522 (173 amino acids)
Biological process (GO): translation; negative regulation of translation
Cellular component (GO): ribosome; mitochondrial large ribosomal subunit
Molecular function (GO): mRNA binding; structural constituent of ribosome
Source: RefSeq, a predicted model, not a curated record
AUGUCUCAAAGAAUCGGAAAUGCCGCUGCUGCCUUUACGCGAGCUUGGCACCAUGUGGACGUCGCUGCAGACAGCCGUACUAUGGGACGCUUGGCAGAGGGUAUAGCCAGAACUUUACAGGGCAAGCACAAGCCCACUUACUCGCCCAAUAGGGACGACGGUGACUAUGUUGUCGUUACUAAUUGUUCUCACUUGAAGACAACCGGUAGGAAAUUGGAACAGAAAAUGUACUGGUCGCACACGACCCGUCCGGGUUCCUUGAAAUUGGUGCCUAUGGAAAGAAUGAUCGCCAACAAGGGUUACGGCGAGGUUUUGAUGCGUGCCGUGAAAGGAAUGAUUCCAAAGAAUAAACUCAGACUCGAUAGGUUGGACCGCUUGAAGAUCUUCGAUGGCGACGAGCAUCCAUACAAGGAGAACUUGAUCGCUUUUGCUGACGAGGGCCCAGAUGUGAGGGCCAAGAAAGAGGCCUUGGAACAGAGAACAGCACGCAUUGCUGAACUUAGAACAAAAUUCUCCAAUUAA